UGCAUUCACUAUAUCCGGUCUCCCCGGACCCUGCAUUCACUAUAUCCGGUCUCCCAGGACCCUGCAUUCACUAUAUCCGGUCUCCCCGGACCCUGCAUUCACUAUAUCUGGUCUCCUAGGACCCUGCAUUCACUAUAUCCGGUCUCCCCGGACCCUACAUUCACUAUAUCUGGUCUCCCCGGACCCUGCAUUCACUAUAUCCGGUCUCCCAGGACCCUGCAUUCACUAUAUCCGGUCUCCCCGGACCCUGCAUUCACUAUAUCUGGUCUCCCUGGACCCUGCAUUUACUAUAUCUGGUCUCCCAGGACCCUGCAUUUCACUAUAUCUGGUCUCCCCGGACCCUGCAUUCACUAUAUCUGGUCUCCCCAGACCCUGCAUUCACUAUAUCUGGUCUCCCCGGACCCUGCAUUCACUAUAUCAGGUCUCUCCGGACCCUGCAUUCACUAUAUCCGCUCUCCCCGGACCCUGCAUUCACUAUAUCUGGUCUCCCCAGACCCUGCAUUCACUAUAUCUGGUCUUCCACAGUACACAGAACAUGCAAUUAUUUUAGUAAAUAUAAACUGCUAAAUACCUUUUCUCAUCAGCAGUUAGAGCUGUUUUGUGA
Messenger RNA from Staurois parvus, 604 nucleotides. The record is from the annotation of a GenBank genome assembly. NCBI's taxonomy places the organism in Eukaryota, Metazoa, Chordata, Amphibia, Anura, Ranidae.